GACUUGAUUAAUUUCCACAGUUCAAAAAAUAGAAAAUAGAAAAGCGUUUGUAAAGAUAACAGAUUCGUUCGCGGAAUAAAUAUUUACUGUUUGAGACUACUAAGACUAAGUUGAACUGUGGAACCUAAGCAAAACAAUGGGUGUUUUAAAAAAGACCACAGGUCUAAUGGGCUUAGCAGUUGCUGCUAACCCACACCAUACCCUUGGUUCACUUUAUGGAAAAAUAUUAAGGACACUGCAAAAAAUGCCAUCAGAUGCAGCUUAUAGAAAAUACACUGAACAAAUUGUACGUGAGAGGGCAGCUGUUUUACAACAGACAAAAGAUGUGUUUGAACUGGAAUCAAAAAUUAACUGUGGUCAAGCUGAAGAACUUAUAAUACAAGCCGAAAAUGAACUUAAUUUAGCUAGAAAAAUGUUAAACUGGAAACCAUGGGAGCCUCUAGUUGCUAAGCCGCCUAAGGGCCAGUGGGAUUGGCCUCCAGCAAAACCUUGAAGUAAAACUGAAUGUUACAUGCAGUCUUUUUAUUUAUCUUAGUUACUAAAAAAAGUUUAAUUUCUUUUCAAUAUUAGAUGGUUACUAGGAUAUAAACACAAUCUUUAUUAAAUAAACUUUUAUUAAAUAAAAAAAGCUUUAAACAGUUUGUACAUUAUUUUAAAUCUUCCACCAAGUGCAUCUAUCCAAUUUGUUUUUAUACAAGGUCCUAUUAUUUUAUUUAACGAAAAUGCAUUUUUUUUAAUAAAUAUAUUUUUAAUUUUCAAUUCCAAAUGCUGAUCUUUCUCAGCUUAGUAAUUUUUACUGAUAGUAUUAUCAGAAAGAAAUAAUGUUUAUAAAAUUUAAGAUUUUCAAUCAAUUAGCAAUGUUGUAUACGAAAUUCCAUAAUAUCAAAUUAAGUCAGAAAUAAAUCAAAGAAAUUAUAUUAAGUAAGGUAUAAAUAUUGUUGAAUAUCAUAAAUAUUUUCCAUUUAAUCACUAGCAACGAUUAAAAAUGUCCAGAAGACUGCAUUAAUAUACAUUUUUCAUUUUUUAUAAUUAUAAUGUUACAUUGACACAAAGCAUCAUCAUCAUCAAUGACGGCAGAUCAUGAACCAUCCACAACCUGCAGUUUAGAUCAGCAUGUUACUCGUAUCUAUCCAGGGGUAGCCCUUAUUUUAUAUAUUAUAAUACUUAAGUAUGCAUAAAGUAAUAUAAGAUGCAUUUCAUUUUGAUAACUAUGCCUACAUGAAAUGUAUGGUUUUGUGACAAUAUAAGCAUAUUUUAUUUGUAUCUUACCAAAACAUUUAAAUUCAUUGUCAUUGCAUCUAAAAUUUUCAAGUAUGAUAAGCAAUUUCAAAUGAUUGGCACAUUUACACAUUUCAAAUAUUGCAGGAAUGUUUUACCAUGCACAAAUUAUUACAAACAAUUAAUUAGAAAUAUUUAAUACUAUUUACAAUGUCAUUCUAACUAAUAAUAUCAACAUAUUAAUUCAAUUAGAAAAUAUAUCAUUAGUCCAAAAUUAAGACUAUCCUCGUCACAUUAUAACUUAUUUGUUAUAAAAAAAAAUAACACUGGUAACUUGCUUAUACAUCCCAUUCAUCUAACUUACUUAUUUAUAAUAAUUAAUCUUUCUCAAAAAGUUACCGAUAGCAUAUUUAUUUUAACGUUUUGAGUGUCGUCAACAUUAACAUCAUCUAUUAGGGUAAAUCUGGUAAUAAGGUUCAAUGUUCACCACAGGUGAGAAGACUUACGGAUUAAAUAAAUUUAUGCUACAUUUUACUAUUUAAUGCAAUUAUGCUGAAAUAAAUAUUCUGGGUUCUAUUGUUUGACACUGCUUGUUAAUUAAGUUUAAAAGUUUAAGGCUUAUUAUUAGCACUUCACGUUCGUAAAAGGCCAUUGCGUGCCAAGGCGAGCAAAACAUCUCCACAAGCUCGUACAUACCUAAUGUACAACAAAAAAUGCUUUGCCAAGUAGUAAAUAGUAGAUGCUUUGGUGUUUUGGGUCCCAAAAAUUGUUUCAUUUUGGUACAAUUCCAAAAAGUACACAGUGGUCUCAGUGGUGGUCCAGAAUUUUCUUCAAUAUUUGGUAGAUGCCAAUAUGAUGAAAAAAAAUUUCAAUAAUCACCAGUAAACCUACUCCGACUUCCAAACACUGGGUACGCGAGCGUAUGGAGGGCACGCUUGCGCUCGCCACUAGCUACUUUGAUAUUAGUACAAAAUACCGACACGAAAGCAAACACACGUGACGAGAUGAGCGGAUAUGAGUCGAUCAGAGUGAACACUCUUCACACUCGCCGAGCGUGAAGUGCAAAGUGAAGUGAAAAGAACACUUGUUAAGCUAAUAAGUGUUCCUUUGUACGAACAUACACAUGUAUUAAUUUUAAAUUAUUUAUUUAUUGAGGAGCCAUACCCUUUCAAUAUAAGUCUCAACUUUAAGAUAUAAUAUUGAAAAUGUUAAAACCUUGUUCAAAUAUUAGGAAAGUUACCGAAAAGUUAAGCUUCAAAAUAGUCCAUAAUAUUAUGUUCCCUACUUUUUUAAAAUUUGCAAUUAAUUUUUUUUAAAUACAAACUGCGAAAAAUAGCUUAUACUGCAAACUUUCAAUGAAAAUUGAGAAGAUUGCUGUAGCAUUUAAAGUUUAGUAAGUGGUAUGCAGCUCAAUCUCACCUUACACAUGCGCUAAUAUACUUUUGGCAUUUUUAUCAGUUCAGAUGAUGUUAUGAAUAUUAAAUUAUCAAAUAUUUACUUGUUUAAUUUUAAUUACAGGUAUCUAUAUAUAAAAAUCAAUUUUUGUAUGUUAGUCUCGCUAAAACUAAAAAGUAGCUCGACUGAUUUAGAUGAAAUUUUUUGUGUAGAAUCACAAUUGGAGCCGGUAGGUGGCGCUGUUGUCGAAAUCCAGAAAUCACAUAAAUAAAACUGAAUUACUAUUGUUUUUUAAUUUCAUCUGAUUGAUUUUUUGAAACAAUUGGAAGAUACCUAGUAUAAGGUUUAAUAUUAUUAACUUUAUUUAGUCUAACCAUUAAAGGCAUUUUUUUUCUCAAGGAAAAAAAUACAAUUUCAAUUUGGUUAUACUCGGAUUCAGUAAGAGUUAUGAAAACUCAUAAUGUUCUUGUAUAAAUUCAUGAUAAUCCCAUAAUUAGAACUAAUGUAACCAAAAACUACAAUUUUUAUUACAAAUAUAUAUAGUUACAAAACUUAAAUCUAUAAAUAUCCUAAAAAUAAAUAACAUUAUAAAAUCAUCUGAUUUUAAAUACUUUAUGAACAGUGCUUUGUUCAAUACACUAUAAAUUAAAAUUUAUUAAUAAUAUAUAGUUAUGUGGAUGUUACACCUUUCCUAGCCACUAGAAGGUUUAGUACGGGAUGCUUUUUUAUAUAGCUGACAGCCUUUUUAUGUGUUACCAUAGUAAAAUCAUACCCAUUGCACUGCAGAAUUUUAUCAUGCAUUCUUAAUCCUGACUUGGCAGCUGGACUUCCUUCAUGUACUUCAGUUACAUAAAUCCCCUAAAAUCAAUAACAAAGUAAAAAAAUAUAAUUAUUAUAAAAAAAUAACUCUUAUCAGCUUUUGUACUAUGAUAAUAAAACCUCACUAAUCAAGAUUGAGGCUUUUCAUGUUAUUUUUACUGUCUGGCAAAUAAUAUGGUAAGUUGUGAAAAUGAAAAAGAGAUAGAUCAUAUGUUUAGUACCAUUGUUAAGUAAAAAUUUGUAAUAUAAAAAAAUAACAGGUAACCUAUGAAAUUGCCGCUCUGCAGUAGUGGCCAUUUUAAAUCAAAAUAAUUUUUGUUGGGGUAAGACUUCUAAUUUCACUUUAACCGAUUCGUUGCGGCACCGAUUUUCGACAACUUUUAGCUGUGACGGCGAAUAAAUAUUUCAUUGAAUUAAAAAUUAAUAAAAUUUAAAAAAUUCGCCACAGAAGUUGAUGACACACCUAUUGUGCCAUCAGCCAUGUGUAAAAGUAAUGUUCUUUUUUAUGCUUUUUUCACUUGUUUAGACCUAAUUAAGUUUAGUUGACAUCAAACAUAAGUUACAAACGGAAGUGGGUAACUACGUGUUUUCUUUGAAAUUGAGUGACUUUUUUUUAUGCAGAGAUUACAAACAUUUUGUACUUUAUUUGUUUUAUAAAAAAAUCAUUUAUAUAAGUAGGUACAGCUAAAUCACCCUGGAAAACCUUGGGUUUUUAAUUAAAUUAAAUUUUCAUCUAAUAAUAACAUUUGUAAAUAUCAAACAAUGAAGAACCUUAAUUUGGAAAAAAAUUAGGUUUAUGAUUCAUUGAUUUUUACAAAUGUUAGAUAUUAUUUAAUGUUAUACAAAUGAUCUGAAAACGUCUAAUUAGUAAGAAUAGCAAAACAAGUGUUUUCAAAAGGAAAAAAACGCCGGCGCUAUACGGCGGCGGAUUGACAAAACACCAUUAAUUAGCAAACUUUUUUUUAUGCAUGAACGGUUUCGAACUGUUUCAAGCAAAAAUAAACCUUAUACCAUAUCACAAGAGCACAUGGUAAUUCGUAGAUCUAUUCGGCCAUAUGAUAGUAAUAAGACAGCAGUUUAACCAUUUUAUAAUUAAUAGAAUCAGAUGCUACUUUGCGGAAAUCCAUUAUAUAAAAGCUUUUUUAAAAAAAAUUUACUUCGCAAACAUCCACGCUAUAAAAUAAAAUUAUGUGUCUUACCUAGUAUGAAGAGCACCUCCUGCCCUCCCUCAAUAGCGUACACUAUCCCUGUCACCACUAAUCCCAGCACCGCUACUCCCAACACCACUACACUAGGCAAGACACACCACUGACGACAAUACGACACGGUAUUUCGCCUCUACACGAGGCAACCUCAGGUGAUGUAGACUCUACAGUGCCUGACCGUCAUGGCGGUAGAGGCUGAGGCUGAACCGGUUUAAAACAUGGAUUUCUUUUUUCAAUAUUAGUCAUAUGUUUAUUGAUUAGUGCUAUGUUUUCAUUGCAUUUGAAUCUUUUUCGUCAUCACAGAUACAUUAAAAAUUUGAGUAAUCUAUACAAAUAUCUAUACAAAUAAAUAAAAUUGGAGUGUCUGUUUGUAACAUCAAAAUAACAGCUUUUCACUAAAUGUAUUUAGUGUAAUGUAUAUAUAAGUAUAUAUGGUACUUAUAACAAAAACAAUAUCUGUCCGUGACUGUGAAGAACUGAAUUCAAUGAUGGAGAAGCUCGCACAUCUUCAAUCAAUCUUUGGUUUCUUCUUUGGUCAAUCUCUAUUCGCUAUUGCUCUUGCACAACAACAUGCAACCUCAUACAAUAGAUGGUCUCCAAGUUACAAAAACUGGGGUUGGACUUGGAAGCUCUCAGUCAUCCACCGUACUCACCAGACCUUGCAUCUACAGACUUUUACUUUUUACAGCAUUAAAUAACUUUUUGGAGGGAAAAAAAUACAGUACCAGAGUGGCAGUACAAAAUGCCUUUGAAGAAUUUGUUGCCCCCCGCCCAACUGAUCAAUAAACUGCCACUGCAUUGGCAAAGAUGAAUCGAUUGCAUGGGUGAUUACUUUGAUUAAUAGGAAUAAAAAAUAUAGACAUUUGACUAUAUUUUUUGCAUUAACUUAUUUUAUAAAAAACGACAAUUUCAUAGGUUCCAUGGCACUUAUGUAAAACCUUAGCCCACAAAUGCAUCUGAAUGAAAGUUGUAAGUACAAACCCAUAGCGUAAGUGAGACAUAUUUUUCUUUCCUUAUCAUUAGCAUUUAUCUUGUCUUUGUUAUAUAAGCGGUUGAGUGUGGGCUAAGGCAGAAGGCUCAUGUUGGAGCCAAAUCUUUAGAAUGGGCAUAUUUAAAAACCAAGCAAGUUACCGCUUUUUAAAUAUGCACUUUUCUUUCCUAUUGUUCCAAAUGUAAGUUACCAAAUAAAUAUGCAACUACUGCGCUUUUCCAACCU
Parnassius mnemosyne (clouded apollo) is the source of this 5853-nucleotide messenger RNA. The record is from the annotation of a GenBank genome assembly. Lineage: Eukaryota; Metazoa; Arthropoda; Insecta; Lepidoptera; Papilionidae.